ACUGUGGGAGGUCCGAAAUGGCGCGUAGAUCAAAAGUUCUCACUGACCAGUCCGUAGUAACUUUUUGGACAGUGAUACAGUAAUUUACUUUUGCAAUGUCACUAUCAUUGAUAAGUAUGUGAGCUAUGUCUGUUGCCAAAGUGCUGAAGAAUGUCUUCACCUUUACUCAAGUUCUGGGCCAAGCAUCAAGUGAGGAAGCUGCUCUCUGGGAUACACAGGCUCUUGAAAAUGCUCUCAAGUGGGCACAGUACUGUGAACAGGUUCACCAGCAUGUGCAGGGGAAGCCAUUUGAAUCAGACUUUGAGGAUCAGCUCCAGGAGAUGACUUUGUUGUUAGACCCACCUCUGUGUCUCUCCGUUGAUUUGGCUUUGCUGGGAAAUGCUACACAAGUCAUACAAAACGUUUUGCUUCAGAACCCACACUUAAACAUACAGUUGGUGAAUGGUCUGGUUUGCAGUAUCCGUGACAAUGAUUCCAGCGGAGGUGUGUUAAUUCAGAGAAUCUUAGAGCUUGGUUCUUUGCACGGAGCUGUGAAGAUAUCUGAAGAACUCAUGCAGGACGUUUCUCUGCGUGUUGGCGACAUCUUCCAGCAUGAUGUUUGUUUGACCGCAGACUCAUUGUCAUCGUACAGUCAGGCUGUUGUACUGAUGCAACACCUCAUCAUACAGCUCAGGAGUACUUCCAAGCUGGACAGAUUUACACAGCAUGUUGAAAGACUGGCAGAAGCAUUAGUUGUUCGGAAAGAUGGUUUGGAAGUCUUGUUGUGCUGUCUGUGUGUUGAGUCGAGUGAUCCAUUGGAGAGAUGUCAGCUGGAUUAUCGGAAGACGAGGGAUGUGAUUUACCAGUGGAUGGAGAAAGCUUCUAAAACGUCCAGUCAUCGUAGAAAAUUCUGUGAGGUCAGUUCUUUGUUGCUUGCUAAUGUAGCAGUGGAGAAUGAUGAGUUUUUUCAACUGUACCAGAACAUAUUGCUGGAGUGGGGUGAGAGACUGGUUCCCGACUACACCAGACAGACUGACUCCACCAAACUGUACGGCUGGAGACCCCGCAAAGAAUCGAGUGUUGGAACGUUCUCCAGUCUAACAAACCAUUUUGUGACACUGUUAGGUUGCAAUCAACCUCAGACACUAAGACAAUCCACUGCAGAGUUUCUCACUGACCUGGCUAUGAAAAGCUAUUUUAAUAUUUGGAGAGAUGUCAUUAAGACUGUACAAAAAACACCAGGACAAAAACAUUGUAACAUGCUGGAGAAGGUUUGAUAUCAUAGUGUGAUGUGAAACCAAGAUGUUACUCAGUAACCAGUAUCUGUGUGUGUGAGAUUACAGGCUCGAUUCCUCUUGAUGCAUUUUACAAUUUAUAGAUUCUUACCUAGUUCGAGAAACAAGAUGUAUAGAUUCAUUGGUAGUGUAGUGGUCAAACCAGUCGACUUGAGACUAGUAGGUACUGGCUUGUCAUCCUGAUACCAGCUCCUACCCAUAGUGAGUGAAUUUUAAUGGAUCACUGGGGAAGAGUAUGGCCAUUACACCAAUUUCUCUCUCACUAACCACUAACCAUUAACCCACUGUCCUGAAUAGACGGCCCAAUAACCUGAGUCCAAAGAGCUGAGGUGUGCGCUAGGCAGACAGUCCAAAGAGCUGAGGUGUGCGCUAGGCAAACAGUCCAAAGAGCUGAGGUGUGCACUAGGCAGACAGUCCAAAGAGCUGAGGUGUGCGCUAGGCAGACAGUCCAAAGAGCUGAGGUGUGUGCUAGGCAGACUGUCCAAAGAGCUGAGGUGUGCGCUAGGCAGACAGUCCAAAGAGCUGAGGUGUGUUCUGAACAGACAGCCCUGUCUGGGCUGUUUUCACUUGUACUGGGAGAUGACAUAAUGUCUGUAUUGUAAGACUUAAGAAAUGUAAUCUAAUAGCUUAGAUUUAACGGGAGAACAAAAAAAACCCCAAGCCAGUGAAGGAGAAAGAAGGAAGUGUUAUGUGACCGGAACAGAAAGUAGAGGACUCAUUGGAAGAUUUUUAGCCGUCCCAUUUGCUUUUGGGAUGUUCGGACCAGACUAAUAUCCCAUGGGGAAUAUGCCCGUGUUUGAGGUCAGGUUAACUAUUCUUAAUUAAGAGAAAACACACUCCAGUUUUCACCAGUGUGUGGACCUGUCUUACAUCUUUGGAUUAGGAAACAAAAUUUAAUGUUACUUUAUUUCAUAUAUUUAUUAUGUUGCUUAUCAUGGUAUGUGAGAGUUUGUCGAAUAAAUUGGUGGACCUACCUCUAGGUUAUUUCCAGCCUCACCAAUAUGUCAUGUGUCAAGGUUUAAGCUGUUCAUUAAAUCGUUCAUACAAAAUGAAGUUUCAUUUUGACAAAACAUUUGUAUAUAAUAAAUUCAUCAAAAAGCUAAUUAUCAUGUUUUUAUGAGCAUUUAUUGUGUUUGAUAUUACUUGGUAUUAAAGACAAAAUCAAUUUGGCUACACAGUUUGGAAUACAGUUACUUUACCGAAAUUAUAGUCUGUCUGUAUGAUAAAUUUACAGUGCAUCUAAUAAUAAAUUCUAUGUUACAGUGUCAACAUUCGUUAAUUGUUAUUGCUUGUUUGUUAUUUGUUUCUUUUGAGACGGAAUAGAAAUUUAUAUUAUCAAUACAUAUUCUUGCCAUAAAAAUAAUACAAAAUAAAUUAACCCAUCGAUUGAAAUGCCUGCAAUAUUUAUUAUGUUAUUAGCUUAUAGCAAGAGGUGUUAGAAAACCCACCAGUUCUUCAGGUAAUGCUAUUAUAUUAUAAUGUUAGGCUAUAUGUAAAUGUUAUAUGAAUAAUUGAUGGUGUUUGUUUAAUAAAUUUGACUUUAAGA
This is a messenger RNA of Gigantopelta aegis, 2820 nucleotides long. RefSeq lists its product as uncharacterized. The record is from RefSeq and is a predicted model, not a curated record. NCBI's taxonomy places the organism in Eukaryota, Metazoa, Mollusca, Gastropoda, Neomphalida, Peltospiridae. Gene Ontology annotation, cellular component: Fanconi anaemia nuclear complex. Gene Ontology annotation, biological process: interstrand cross-link repair. The transcript has 9 exons. The coding region runs from base 126 to 1256 and encodes 376 amino acids.